UUGAAAGCGAUCUGCGAAAGUGGCUGAGUGCGGCGUGAGCCCAGUGUUCGGGCUGCUUCAUUGAAAGUUGUCGUCUUACGGAACGGAUGAAUGGAGGGACGGACGGAGGGCUUUCUCGUUGGGUGAGCUCGUACUUCGAGAACUGUGACCGCGAAAUCCCGAACCGGCGUCGAAGCGACAUAACGCGGCGCUUUGACAUGGGCUACCUGAACAAUGUGCACCACGAACAGACAUUGGCCACCAUCGACCCGGACACGCAGGCGAGCGAGGUUCUGCGUCUGGAGCGCUUCAGUUGGGACUUCGCCAAGGCUGCCGAGGAGAGUCGCCAGGGGAUCGACCACUACGCUCGCCUCUACGCCAACGCCUUCGAGCCCGCCGAGAUUCUGCCCCAGGGCUGCAUCACGCCGUCCUCUCUGGUGUGCAUGGUGAGCGUGGUGGAGUUCCGAGGCUCGUGGAAGCAGGCGUUCGACGACCGCACCGCGACGCGAGAAACAUUCUACGAGUCGGACGGCAGCUUCACGCCCGUAGUGAUGGUGCACCAGACGGGGCGAUUUCGGUUCGCCAAGUGCACCGACCUGCGUGCCACGGCGAUCGAGCUGCCGUACGAACUACCCGGGAAGCGCCAGGGAGCCGAGCCGAGCCGAACCAGCGUAAGCACGCCCACAAGCGGUAUUGUCACGCCAGCCUGCAACCGCAGUGCGGAUGCAUUCGUGGGCCCGGAGUUCUCACUGGUGGUGCUUCUACCUGAGGAGAAGAACGGCCUUGAGCUCCUGGAAUCAAAGCUGAGUGCGUUUACUGCAAUGACCUGUUUUGACCACCUCAGAGCCCAGAAAGAAGUUAGGGUGAGCCUGCCACUCUUCAAGGUCAAACAGGUGACAGAUAUGAUACCGUUACUCGGCGCUAUCGGCGUCCGUCACGUGUUCACAGAGGACGCCGAGCUGUGGGGAUCAACGACAGGCGAGAAGCGGGUGACGCUGAUGCACCAUGCAGCCGCUUUCGAGACGGCCCAGACCGGAGGCCGGCCCCUGCCGCGCACCAAACCACAUUCGGGUCCCCUGCGCGCACUGGUUCACGGCUUCCGCACCUUGGUGAAGGUCCCGCGCCAGCGCGCACAGUUCACCGUCGACCGGCCCUUCGCGUUCUUUGUCACGUGCGCCCGCCCGCACGCACUCAUGCUGCUGGGUUCCGUGCGUCGCAUCUCCUCAUGACGUCACGAGCAAUUGAACUGCCCUUUUGCUCGCAGCCUGGUUGUUAUGGACACAUCAAUUCGCUAGUUUAUGCUGAACGUAAUUACGCAUGGCGAACUUUCCAGGUAAAAUAGAGGCUUCGCCUUGAUGCUACUCAAACGUGAUCCUUCAUGUGUGACUCUACUAUAUUUCUCCACAGUUCAAUGCACGUAAGAAGUAAGCCCGCCAUUGAAACCCGAGCUGCACUCUGACAGAGUGUUAAAACUACAUUGCAGCCAUUACAAAAGGGGUGCAAGCCAACGCACAUUACAAUUGCUGCAGCGCAGCCAUGACGACACCGACAUGGAGAGCACGUUGGCCGAUACACAGCACCUCUAACAACAUAAUCUGACUGGUAUACAGCCCAAUAGUAAAUUUCACUGCAUGCGGAAAAAAAAGCACAAGAACAAUGAUUUGAUUACACCAAGUUUGUUGUAUGCUGCAUUCCCCUCACAUGUGCAGAAAAACUGCAUUGGUCAAAGCAGUAAACG
Dermacentor andersoni is the source of this 1717-nucleotide messenger RNA. Its product is annotated as serpin B3-like. Gene Ontology annotation, molecular function: serine-type endopeptidase inhibitor activity. Lineage: Eukaryota; Metazoa; Arthropoda; Arachnida; Ixodida; Ixodidae. The record is from RefSeq and is a predicted model, not a curated record.